Messenger RNA from Alternaria novae-zelandiae, 2322 nucleotides. RefSeq lists its product as uncharacterized. Gene Ontology annotation, biological process: DNA-templated transcription. Gene Ontology annotation, molecular function: DNA binding; zinc ion binding. The record is from RefSeq and is a predicted model, not a curated record. NCBI's taxonomy places the organism in Eukaryota, Fungi, Ascomycota, Dothideomycetes, Pleosporales, Pleosporaceae. The coding region runs from base 1 to 2322 and encodes 773 amino acids. The transcript has 5 exons.
AUGUCUUUAGCUCAACGCAAAUCGCACGCCUUGACUGCACUCUUGAUUGAAGUGAGCAGCCAGCUUGACGAUGAGAGCAAGAAGAGAGUUGAGGAUACCUUGGCAUCUUUCGAAGACGACACGCCGCCUCCUCCACCAACACCUGCUCUCUCUCAUGGCAAGCGCGCAAGAAGAGCUUCGUCACCUUCCCCCAAUGACGAUGCUCUGAGCGCCACAUCUGUAGAUGGCGGAGAAGCUCACGUCUCAGCUUCAGUCGGCUCCAACGAAGAUCUAGACUUCGUCCAAGAGGACAUUCUCAAUACGGAUGAGGCAGAUAACACGGGCUACAUGGGUCACAAUUCGCACGUUCAGUGGCUCAGAGCCCUGGAAACCAAGAUCGAACAGCCCGAGGGCGAACCUGCCAACAUGCCUUACGGGCCACCGGGCGUCGACGGCGACGCCUUUAACCAGCGUGCUGAAGCGCUUCACGGGCGUCAGCAACAGAGCCAUACUCGCCCUUCUCCGCACCAUGACAAGUUUUCUGGCUACUACUUUUACCUUGACAAGUCCAACAUCGACGUCGAUGUUGGUGAUCCACACGUCAUACCCUCUGCUGAGUCGGCCGAGAGGCUGUUCGACUACUACAAAGCAGUUGUGCACAGCCCAUUCCCCAUCUUAGGUGACAUGUUCGAAGCUCAACUGAAAACGUACUUUGCCAAGGAUCAGGGCAGUCCUACGCUGGUCGUCUGCCCAAAGUGGAAAGCUGUUAUGAACCUCGUAUUCGCUAUUGGCGCACGCUAUUCUCAUCUCAUCGGCGCCGAAUGGCAAGCCGACGAUCGUGAUCACCUAGUGUAUAUGUGGAGAGCAAUCCAUUUAUUGCAGCUCCAAAGCAUUGAUACUCUCGUUGCGCAGCCAGAUCAAGCGCUGAUUCAGGCGUUUGGGCUUCUGUCUUUCUACUACUUGACAAUAGGUCAUGUCAGCAGAGCUUGGUACAUGAUUGGCAUCGCCCUUCGACACGCACAGGCCGCAGGCUUGCACCUCAGACACGAAGACCCUUCCAUGUCUCCCAAGAGAAAGAAGGCCCUGGCCCAGAUUUGGUGGUCACUUUACUCCAUCGAAUGUGUUCUUACUUGCAUAACUGGGCGCCCACGCACAGUAAGCGCCAUUGACUGUACUGUACCGCCACCAGGCGCAAAGGGUACAGAACUGGAUUCAUCAUCUCGUGAAACCACCACAUCAGCUGCAAUCAGGCAGGCAUCUGAGUCUUCUGCGGGCGAGUCCAUGAUCAAAACCAGCGUAGAUCCGUUUGACGUAGCCUACGUUAGGAUCGAUAUCCUCAUGGACAAGAUCUUGUCUGGCUUGUAUUCCGCACAAAAGUCUGCCAAGUCCUGGAAGGCUGCCCAAAAGGAGAUUGCUUCGCUGUCUGACGAUUUAGAAGCCUGGGCCUUGCAUUCCCUGGUUCGGGGUCCAGCAACAGCGACCGCUGCCACUUCAGAGAGCAACCUGAGCCGAGAGCAGGUGCUGCUCUACAUCUAUUACCACAACGCCAAAAUUUGCAUCACCCGGCCCUGUUUAUGCCGACUAGACCUGCGCAUAAAGGGCCAGAGCGAACAGUCGACUCGAUUCAACCAGAAAUCUGCUGAGGCCUGCAUAGGUGCAGCUCUAGAUCUCACUUCCAUGUUGCCAGAUCCUCCCAACCCUGCAUGGUUUUACGGAUACGGUCCGUGGUGGUGUGCUGUUCAUAUAAUCAUGCAAGCCCUUACGGUAUUACUUCUCGAGUUGUCAUUGGACGGCAUACACUUAACGGUCGAAAAGUCACACAUUACAGUCUGCAUCGAUAAGCUCAUACGAUGGUUGAAUUCGAUGAAACCCGUCGACGCAGUCAGCGAGAACGCAUACAACAUUAUUGCCAGAGUCAUGAAUAAGCAGACCAAGGAAGAGGCGGCCCGUCGUCGACUACCUCAGCCACAAAUAACGGAUCAGCACCAAAAACAACAAGAUAUAGAGCAUAUGACUUUUGAAUCACAGCAGCGAUAUCAGCCGUACAGUCAACCUCUUACGUUGCAGCAGUCAGAUGUUGCAUGGCCAAGCGCUGACCCAUUCAAUAGCAACAUCUACUCGCAAUACAACACAGGCAACUUCGAUCUCUACGACGCUCCUGGCGGCGAUAUUUUGAACGAUCCCACCACUGAGCUAACAGAAUUCAGUCAGCCUCUGAAUCUGUUCUAUGGAAAUUCCUACGAAUCGACUUUCGAUCACUGGGAAUGGGAUCCAGCGGCUUUUCAGGAUCCAGAUCAGCAAGGAUAUCCAGGAUAUGAAGGGUAUGAUCCAGGUGGUGGCUAG